Messenger RNA from Vicia faba (fava bean), 1722 nucleotides. NCBI's taxonomy places the organism in Eukaryota, Viridiplantae, Streptophyta, Magnoliopsida, Fabales, Fabaceae. The record is from the annotation of a GenBank genome assembly.
AUGAUGGACUCCGAGAAUCACACCUCAGAGGAGGAACACCUACACCCUCUCCCUCUCUCUUCAUCGAACGAUGGAUUACAAAACCUCGACCUCCACGAAAACCACGAUUCCGUGAAUAGUAAAUCGUACUCUAAUUACCGGAGCGUCAUGUCCACGCUCUCCGAUUCUCAAAACCAUCCUCUAUCUCCGCCGAGUCUCGUUUUACCGGCAGACUCCGAUCCGCUUCUAGCUCCGCCUCAGCACCACCGCGAAUUCACAAACCCUAAUUCCUCCGAUAAUUCCUCUUACAUCGACCCUCCCUCUUACGCAGACGCGACUUUCAGUCUGUUCGACGGUGAGACAUCUUCCAACGGUGGUGAUACUCCUACACGAAGCUCCUCUGAAGGUUUAUUUUUCUCGAGAUCUUCGUCUUCGAGCACGGAGUAUUUGAAGAUAACGGUUUCGAAUCCGGUUAAGGAGCAAGAGAAUUCGAAUUCGAUUGUUCCUGGUAAUAGUAGCUACGUGACGUAUUUGAUUACGACGAGAACGAAUGUCCCGGAGUUUGGAGGCUCGGAGUUUGGUGUAAGGAGAAGGUUUAAGGAUAUUGUGACGCUUUCGGAUCGAUUAUCGGAGGCUUAUCGGGGUUUUUUUAUUCCGCCGAGGCCGGAUAAGAGUAUUGUGGAGAGUCAGGUGAUGCAGAAGCAGGAGUUUGUGGAGCAGAGGAGGGUGGCAUUGGAGAAGUAUCUAAGGAGAUUGGCGGAUCAUCCGGUGAUUAGGAAGAGUGAUGAGUUUAGGGUGUUUUUGCAGGUGCAGGGGAAGCUUCCGUUGCCGACUACGACUGAUGUGGCGUCGAGGGUGUUGGAUGGUGCGGUGAAGCUUCCGAAGCAGUUGAUGGGGGAGAGUUUGAUUGCUCCUAGUGAGGUUGUGCAGCCCGCGAAAGGGGGGAGGGAUUUGUUGAGGUUGUUUAAGGAGUUGAAGCAGUCAAUGGCUAAUGAUUGGGGAGGUUCUAAGCCAUUGGUUGUGGAGGAAGAUAAGGAGUUUCUUGCAAAAAAGGAAAGGGUUCAUGAACUUGAACAGCAAAUUAAUAAUGCAUCUCAGCAGGCGGAAUCACUUGUUAAAGCACAGCAAGACAUGGGAGAGACAAUGGGUGAAUUAGGGUUAGCAUUUAUUAAACUAACAAAAUUUGAAAACGAAGAAGCUGUGUUGGACUCUCAGAGGGUACGAGCUACUGACAUGAAAGGUGUAGCAACAGCUGCUGUGAAAGCUAGCAGAUUAUUUCGAGAAUUAAAUUCUCAGACUGUGAAGCAUUUGCAGGAUACUCUUCACGAAUAUCUUGGAUUAAUGUUGGCUGUUCACAGUGCAUUCACGGAUCGCACAAGUGCACUAUUGACGGUACAGACCCUAUUAUCAGAUCUCUCUUCUUUGCAAUCAAGAGCUGAAAAACUUGAAGUGGCUUCAUCUAAAAUAUUUGGGGGUGACAAAUCAAGGACUCGUAAGUUAGAGGAGCUACAGGAAACCAUAAGAGCCACAGAAGAUGCAAAAAAUGUUGCAAUCAGAGAAUAUGAGCGGAUCAAGGAAAACAAUAAGAGUGAACUUGAAAGGCUCGAUAAAGAGAGGCAGGCUGACUUCUUAAACAUGUUGAAAGGAUUUGUAGUUAAUCAGGUUGGGUAUGCUGAGAAAAUAGCUAAUGUCUGGACAAAAGUCGUUGAAGACACAGCUGGAUAUGCUAAAGAGAACACUUGA